Messenger RNA from Solanum verrucosum, 755 nucleotides. Its product is annotated as tetraspanin-19-like. Bases 69 to 719 code for a protein of 216 amino acids. The record is from RefSeq and is a predicted model, not a curated record. Gene Ontology annotation, cellular component: membrane. Lineage: Eukaryota; Viridiplantae; Streptophyta; Magnoliopsida; Solanales; Solanaceae. The transcript is spliced from 5 exons.
UUUACCUAGCAAGUGCUCUUCUAUUUCCCCUCCUAAGUGAAUGAAACAGUUUCUGUUUAAAGUUCAAGAUGGUAAAACUUGUAAAGAGUUGCCUGCGAUUAUCCCUCAAGAUCACAAACAUAACAAUAGGAUUUAUGGGCAUUGCAAUGCUUAUUUAUGGUAUAUGGAUGAUUAGAGUUUGGCAGCGCGAUGCAGCCAACUCACCUUCAUCCCCUGAUUAUGCUCAAUUUCCUUGGUUUAUCCAUGCAUUUCUUGGUGUUGGCACUGCUUUGUGUGCAAUCACUUUCCUUGGUCAUGUUGCAGCAAACUCUUCCAACUCCUAUUGCCUCUCAUUUUAUAUGUUCAUCAUAUUUGUUCUUCUUUUAGCAGAGAUUGCAAUUACAGCUGAUGUUUUCUUGAACUCUGAUUGGGAGAAGGAUUUACCAGAAGAUCCAUCAGGAAGGUUUGAUGAUUUCAAGGAUUUUGUGGACUCGAAUAGCGAUAUCUGCCAAUGGAUUGCCCUGCUCUGUGUUCUAACACAGGGGUGUUGUAUCUUAUUGGCUACAAUUCUAAGAACUCUUGGGCAAGUUAAGGAAAAUAGUCAUGAGUAUGAAGGUGAAUAUGCAGAACCAUCAGCUCCACUUCUUCGCCCUCCGGAACUGCCACCAAAUCCUCUGUAUCCAUAUGUUAUUGGUGAACCAGUUCAUAUUGAACCACAUUCUGUCUACAAGAAUGUUUGAGUUUUGGAAGACAAAAGGUUUGUUCAAUUGUUAGAA